UAGCAUGCAUUGAGUCUUGAGUCAGACAGUGAGAUGAGAGUGGCGAAGGGAAAAAAGAUCAAAUUAAACGUAAUGCCUGACAAUGGCCAAAAUGUGAGGUUAGGUAACCUCACAUUUAAAACAUUUUGUUAAGAUUUAGGAUGUUUCAAAAACAAAAUAAAUUACGGAUUAUUACAGAUUAUUUAAUUCAAAAUAUUCAAAAAUAGAUUCUCAGUAAUCUUAGAAUGUCUGAAACGAGUGAUAAUAAUCCCUUGUGGAUAUUUGGUUAUGGCUCUCUAUUAUGGAAAACUGAUUUUCCUUAUGCAAAAAAGAAAGUGGGAUUUAUCAAGGGAUAUUUAAGAAGAUUUUAUCAAUCCAGCGUAGAUCAUAGGGGGAUCCCAGAAAAGCCUGGUCGUGUGGUGACCUUAAUUCCUUCUUCAAAUCCUGAGGACAAAGUAUGGGGAAUUGCGUACAAGAUUGAAGAUAAAGACAAAGAUCUUGUUGUUAGGCAGUUGGAUUUUAGAGAAAAGAGUGGUUACAUUAAAGUCAAUAUUAUAUUUUAUCCAGUUGAUCUAGUGGCGAAAACUGAGGAGAAACCCUUCAGCCUGGUUAUAUAUGUGGGAGAGAAGACUAAUGAGCACUACGCAGGUGAGGCGGACGUGGAUACAAUUGCUAAACAGAUAGUGGAAGCCUAUGGCCCCAGUGGUACCAACCGUGAAUAUCUCUAUCGACUGGCCGACACCAUGAGAGCUAUUGCUCCAGGACAGGAAGAUAACCACUUGUUUUCAUUGGAAGCUGCCGUUAUGAAAUUGGAAUCCAAAUCAAGUUUGAUCUCUAGAUAAUGUUUUAAAGUACUAAACAUUCCACAAGUAUUAUUUAUUUAAACAUAUUUCUUAAAUGUUGGCCAAAUAAACUUUUUUGUUAUGUUUA
Homalodisca vitripennis (glassy-winged sharpshooter) is the source of this 909-nucleotide messenger RNA. RefSeq names its product putative glutathione-specific gamma-glutamylcyclotransferase 2. The transcript has 3 exons. Gene Ontology annotation, molecular function: gamma-glutamylcyclotransferase activity; glutathione specific gamma-glutamylcyclotransferase activity. NCBI's taxonomy places the organism in Eukaryota, Metazoa, Arthropoda, Insecta, Hemiptera, Cicadellidae. Bases 225 to 821 code for a protein of 198 amino acids. Gene Ontology annotation, biological process: glutathione catabolic process. Gene Ontology annotation, cellular component: cytoplasm. The record is from RefSeq and is a predicted model, not a curated record.